This is a messenger RNA of Dichotomopilus funicola, 1335 nucleotides long. RefSeq lists its product as uncharacterized. Lineage: Eukaryota; Fungi; Ascomycota; Sordariomycetes; Sordariales; Chaetomiaceae. Gene Ontology annotation, molecular function: glycosyltransferase activity. Bases 1 to 1335 code for a protein of 444 amino acids. The record is from RefSeq and is a predicted model, not a curated record. The transcript has 3 exons.
AUGAGGGUGUUCCUCGUCCAAACGGCCCACGGCCUCAAUUCGGCAUCCGGGGGUUACAGGUCUAACUACGGUUUCAUUCAUCAGCUCGAAAGCUAUGGUCAUGCAGUCGCACAAACAUGCUUCGCAUUUGACGACGAGAUCGAGAAGGCGGCUGUGACGGCGAAGUCUAAGGGGAUUAAAUCUGAGUUGUGUCGCCUCCCCGACGUUCAUCUUGGCAAGGAUCCGCAAACUGGCCAAGCACGGCGACUUAAGGUCACCAAGUUUGUUGACGAGAACCGCAUUCUCAACAUUGCCAUCUCUCGAAGCCUGUGGAAACUGUACCCGGGCGAGGAACUGACUGCGGAUCAACGGGCGUACUUGGAGAAAGGCACCCCCAGCCUCCGGUUGAAAGCCCUAAUUAGUUUGUGGUCAAACCAGAUCGCUAGCUUUCGUCCCACCCAUGUUGUCUUCAAUGAUGGCCUCACGAUGAAGAUCACCGAGCAGAUGCUCAAAGAAGGAAGCCCGCAUUCCCAUCUCAAGUUCAAGCGGGUCUGUGUUGUCCAUUCCUCAGAGCAGCUUCCCUUUGGUCCAUUCUGCGGUGGAUUAUCCGGGCAUUGCUUAUCUGCCUCCGCAGAGAACCAAAUGUUGCGGGAACUCGACGGGAUUUGGACCGUGUCGCGCGGUAUUCACGACUAUGCCAUGAAGUAUGGCAAGUUGAAAACGAACUUCUUUGUCCAUGCCACCUGGACGUAUCUUCAAGGAGGUAAUGUUCCUAUGCGGCGCACUAACGCAGACAAGUCCGAGGUGGGCUUGAUCAAUGCUUGUGGGCUGAAGGGGCUCCCGAUCUUUAUUGAGUUGGCGAAGCGGCUACCAAAUGUCAAGUUCGUGGCUUGGAAGAGCUGGGGUACAAAGCAAGUACACCUUGACCAGCUCAGCAAACUGCCCAACGUUCGAAUCGAGGAAUCCACCACCAAUACCGAAAGAGAUAUCUGGGAUAGACUCAAAGUCCUUCUGGUCCCCUCUCUAUGGAACGAAGCGUGGGGCGCCGUCGUCACGGAAGCUCAGCUCCGCGGCAUCCCCGUUAUUGCCUCCAACGCCGGAGGGAUCCCAGAAGCGAAGCUCAACCUGCCGUAUCUCAUCCCAGUCAACGCAGUGUCUGGCGAACUAGAUCCCAAGACUGGAGACUACGCUGUUCCCAAACAAGACAUCGGGCCGUGGGAGCAUGCACUGAUGAGGCUGAUGGCUCAGGAUACAACGGAGUACGAGGAGUUGUCUGACAUCACAGCACGGACGACAGUCCAGUGGAUUCGUGGGUUGAAUCAACGGGCCCAAGAAAAGUGGCUGUUAAAUAUGUGA